Apis dorsata (giant honeybee) is the source of this 617-nucleotide messenger RNA. RefSeq lists its product as uncharacterized. Bases 104 to 409 code for a protein of 101 amino acids. The record is from RefSeq and is a predicted model, not a curated record. Lineage: Eukaryota; Metazoa; Arthropoda; Insecta; Hymenoptera; Apidae. The transcript has 2 exons.
GUAGAUCCCUCGUUUCGAAAACUGUUGCAUAUCGUUGGUGAAAAAAGGGAAAAAAAGUGUUGUGAGAGUCCGAGAUCGCAUGAAAGCUGCUCGAAUGCUCUAAAUGAGCGAUGACGACGAAAGGGUGACCGACAGUGAGCAGGGGUGGUCCGAGAAAGAUCAGGGGUGGGAGGAGGAUAGCGAGAAGGGUACCGAGGGCGAGGUUGGUGACUCUUGUGAACUGGCGCCCCACAGUGCGAUGAGCGUGGGGGCUGGCAGGGUCGAUUCCCCCAGCCCCCAAGACAUCAGGCUCCUCCACGAUCUCGUCGAGGACCUCACCAAGGAGCAGGAGGAGAAGAUUAGGCCGCGUGCUGAACAGAAAAUUGACGGAGGGAUGAACGACGAAUCUAUCCUUUCCCAAGAUGUGUGAUAACGUGUGCUCCAGGUGCUGUCCCUUGGAAACGAUAUCCUCCCAGAGUACAAAUUACAGUCACCUAGAAUCGGCAAGUGGACCAUACUACACUAUUCACCCUUCAAAGCGGUCUGGGACUGGGUGAUACUGUUGCUCGUAUUGUAUACCGCCAUAUUCACCCCGUACGUAGCCGCCUUCGUCCUGUCGGAUCCGGAUUACAACAGCA